AUGGGUGCCUCCUCCUCCAAGGGCCCUGCCAUCACGGCGCAGGACCGUGCCGUGCUCGACCUCAAGCUGCAGCGCGACAAGGUCAAGCAGUACCGCAAGAAGGCGCAGCACAGCGCUGACGCCGCAUCGCCUCCUGCGCAGCUGCAGUACGUCCUCGAUGCAGAGCACUCCGCCGCACGCGCCGCCCUGGCACGCGGCGACAAGGAGCGUGCACGCACGGCGCUGCGGAGGCGCAAGUGGCAGGAGGGCAUGAUUGCAAAGACGGACACGCAGCUCGAGACGCUCGAGGGCCUGGUCUCCACCAUCGAGUUCGCGCAGAUCGAAGUCUCGGUCAUGCAUGGCCUCAAGCAAGGCAAUGCCGUGCUGAAGGAGAUCCACAAGGAGCUCAAUCCCGAGAGUGUCGAGCGUCUGAUGAGCGAGACGGCCGAUGCCGUGGCGUAUCAGAAGGAGAUCGACGAGAUGCUGUCGAGUCGCAUGACGGCGGAGGAGGAGGAGGAAGUGGCCGACGAGCUGGCGGCGCUCGAGGCAGAGGCGAGGCGCGAGAGAGGCGAGGCGGAGCCUGUGGUCCAGCUGCCCGACGCGCCGACGACCGAGCCGGUGCGACAGCCGCAGCGCGUGCCUGCGCACGAGGAGGAAGAGCAGGAGGAGCGCGUCGCCAUUGCGGCAUAG
Molecule: messenger RNA, 669 nt
Organism: Tilletiopsis washingtonensis
Lineage: Eukaryota; Fungi; Basidiomycota; Exobasidiomycetes; Entylomatales
Exons: 6
Coding region: 1-669 (222 amino acids)
Biological process (GO): vesicle budding from membrane; late endosome to vacuole transport via multivesicular body sorting pathway
Cellular component (GO): ESCRT III complex; multivesicular body
Source: RefSeq, a predicted model, not a curated record